AUGCCACCGAACACGCUCGCGGCUGGCGGGAAGCGCAUUGCGGUCAUGACCUCUGGAGGUGACUCCCCAGGCAUGAGUGGAGCUGUGCGCGCUGUAGUGCGCCAGACUCUCAUCGAAGGCUGCACCAGCUAUGCUGUCUACCAAGGUUACGAAGGUCUCGUACGCGGAGGAGAUCUGAUACGCGAGAUGAAUUGGGAGGAUGUAAGAGGCUGGCUCUCUGAGGGUGGCACACUCAUCGGAUCUGCCCGAUGCAAAUCGUUCAUGGAGAGACCCGGACGACUCACAGCGGCCAACAACAUGAUCGAGAAGAGCAUCGAUGCCCUUAUUGUCUGCGGCGGCGACGGCUCACUUACAGGAGCAGACAAGUUCAGAGGAGAGUGGCCAAGCCUCAUGGACGAGCUUGUCUCGACCGGCAAACGUACGGAAGAAGAGGUCAAGCCUUUCAGACAUCUCAACAUUGUUGGUCUGGUUGGCUCUAUCGACAACGACCUGAGUGGUACCGAUGCCACCAUUGGCUGCUACACGGCUCUGGGUAACAUCUGCGAUGUCAUCAGUAAGGUGGACACGACAGCGUUCUCGCACCAGCGUGCCUUCGUCGUGGAGGUCAUGGGCAGACAUUGCGGCUGGCUGGCACUCAUGUCUGGUCUCGCGACUGGCGCUGACUACGUCUUCUGCCCAGAGACUCCUCCAUCUCAGGACUGGAAGGCGGAAUUAUGCGACGUUGUCAAGCAACACAGAGCGAUGGGGAAACAACAUACUAUCGUCAUUGUGGCCGAAGGUGCCCAUGACCGCGACCUGAACCCCAUCAAGCCAGACAUGGUUAAGGAUGUCCUGUCCGAUGAUGUCGGCCUCGACACAAGAGUCUCCACCCUUGGCCACCUGCAGCGUGGAGGAGCACCUUGCGCCUUCGAUCGCGUGUUAGCAACGCUUCAAGGCGUUGAGGCCGUCAAGGCUGUACUCGAUGCUACUCCAGACACGCCAUCGCCAGUAAUUUGCAUGGUCAACAACAAGAUUGUUCGAAAGAACCUCAUGGACGCGAUCGCACAAACGAACGACGUGACAGCCAAAAUCGGCAGAAAGGAGUUUACUGCCGCAAUGAAAGGCAGAGACACUGACUUCGUCGAAAGCUUCGAGGCAUUCAAGAUCAUCAAUUCCACCGACAACACGAAGAUUUUGCUGCCGCAAGGAAAGCGCAUGCGUGUCGGCAUCAUCCAUGUCGGCGCGCCCGCCGGUGGCAUGAACGCGGCCACUCGUGCGGCUGUAGCGUACCUCACAGCGCGCGGACAUACGCCUGUCGCCUUCCACAAUGGAUUCUCCGGGCUGUGCCGCCACCACGAUGACAAACCAAUUGGCUCAGUUCGCGAGUUGACCUGGCUCCAAGCCGAAAGCUGGGGAUCUAAGGGAAGUUCAGAGAUUGGAACAAACCGCUCCCUGCCAUCCGAGGACUUCAAGACAACCGCAUACUGCCUGGAGAAGUACAAGAUCGAUGCACUCUUCGUUGUCGGAGGGUUCGAGGCCUUCACUGCAGUUUCCGAGCUGGAAUCGGCCCGUGCCAAGUACGAUGCAUUUAAGAUCCCGAUGGUCAUUUUGCCGGCGACCGUGUCGAACAAUGUUCCAGGUACCGAAUACUCCCUCGGCUCGGAUACUUGCUUGAACCAGUUGACGAGCUUUUGCGACGCCAUUAAACUAUCUGCCGGCGGAACUCGUCGCCGUGUUUUUGUUGUAGAGACUCAAGGCGGCGCGUCGGGGUACAUCCCUACGCUGGCUGGACUCGCGGUCGGCGCCGUGGUUGUCUACACGCCAGAGGAGGGCAUCACCCAUGAGAUGCUGGCCAAAGACAUCGAGUAUCUGAAGGAUCAGUUCGCCGACGACACUGGCACCGCGCGGAAUGGUAAGAUCAUUCUUCGCAGCGAAAAAGCCUGCGACGUCUACACCACAAAGUUCCUCGCCGACGCCAUUAAGAAGGCGGCGGGCGGAAAGUUCGAUGCCAAAACCUCGGUCCCGGGUCACUACCAGCAAGGCAACAUCCCCAGUCCUAUGGAUCGUGUGCGGGCUAUCCAACUUGCCAUCAAGUCCCUCCAGCUUAUCGAGACCUACACCGGCAAGAGCAAAGACCAGAUUGCAGCAGAUCCAAUGUCCGCUGCACUCAUUGGUAUUCGUGGUGCGAACGUCACUUUCGAUGGUGUGGAGCAUAUCGGGCGUGAAGAGACAGACUGGAAGCAUCGCCGUCCGAAGGACGAGUUCUGGAUGGAGAUGGCCGAUGUGGUCAAUGCUCUGAGUGGUCGUCGCAAGGCCAAAGGAGCUGCUCUCUAG
Messenger RNA from Fulvia fulva, 2313 nucleotides. RefSeq names its product ATP-dependent 6-phosphofructokinase. Gene Ontology annotation, biological process: fructose 6-phosphate metabolic process; fructose 1,6-bisphosphate metabolic process; canonical glycolysis. The coding region runs from base 1 to 2313 and encodes 770 amino acids. The transcript is spliced from 3 exons. Lineage: Eukaryota; Fungi; Ascomycota; Dothideomycetes; Mycosphaerellales; Mycosphaerellaceae. Gene Ontology annotation, cellular component: 6-phosphofructokinase complex; mitochondrion; cytoplasm. Gene Ontology annotation, molecular function: identical protein binding; 6-phosphofructokinase activity; fructose-6-phosphate binding. The record is from RefSeq and is a predicted model, not a curated record.